AUGACUUGUGGAAAAUUGUAUGAUAAAUUAUGGAAUAACUAUUUGAUUAAAUAUGGUGAUUUUCGUGAACGUUUACAAACAAUACGAAAUGAUCAUGAAUGUUUUAUGCAAUUACAAUUACCACGUAUUAAACAAAAAUCAUUAAACAUUCGUGUUCAAUCUUUAACAUCCAUAAAAAAACCUUUAGUUGAUGUUAAUAAUCGAAAAUUUGAUAAAAAAUGUCAUCCAUUAUUACCAUCGGAAUGUUGUCAUUCACCAAUAACGAAAAAGAAUCAUUUACUUACAUUGAAUCAAACUGAUCUCGAUGACUUAGAAAAAUUAAUAGAAGCUGAGAAUUUUCCGAACAAUAUUUUUCAAGUCAAUACUAGAUCUCGAUCUUCAAUAGACAAUGGAACAGAUUUUACUGUAACAAAUAAUAUUCUUGAUGAUAAUCAUCAAUUAUCUUCAAAACGAUUAACAUCACCACUUAAUUCAAUGUUUGGUAAAACUAAUGUCAAUCAUUCAAUAUCGCAAUGUAGUAAACAAUCGUCGAUAUGUCUACGUUCAAAUAGUCAUAUAUCAAUGCAAAAAUCCGAACUUGGUACGACAUCACAACUUGCAUCAAGUGCACAUAAUCAAAUCUCAAAUUGUAUUACUAAUCCAUAUGCAAAACUUCUUGAACGUCUUCGUCAAGAUGAAAAACCAAAACUUAAAAAUUUCAAUACAAAAUUCAGUCAAAAAUCAUUUGAUAUAAAAAUUAAUACAAAUACUCAUUGUUGUAUUCAAAAAUUACUUUCUUUUCUUCAUUCUCUCGAUGAUAAUACUACUGAUAAUGAACAAAAUUCAAAUAUAUUCGAUGAAAAUACAUUAAUAGAUUUAUUCUCAAUUGAUAAUCAUCUAUCAUCAUCUAUAUAUGUACCAACAAAUAUUCAUCAACUUGAUAUUAUACCAAAAAUUCUUCAUCAAUCAUUAAAAAAUACUUCAGAUAAUGAACAAAUACUUAGCAAAAUUCAAGAUGAAGUAUCACAAAAAAAUGUAACAACAGAAUUAAAUUCAAAGAUGUUUAAAAAUUCUAAAAUAUUUUUGAAUAUUAAUAAACAACAAUUAUAUUCACAUGAUGAUUCUCUACCAUCGAAUUUUACCGAACAAAAUAAUCAAUUAAAUUCAAAAUUAUUUAAUACUUAUAGUGUUAAAGCAUUUAAAGAAUUCUUAAUUCAUAAUAAAAAAUCUACACGAUUACCAAAAUUAUUUCACGAUAUUGAUCAAUGGGAACAAAAAUGA
Rotaria sordida is the source of this 1260-nucleotide messenger RNA. NCBI's taxonomy places the organism in Eukaryota, Metazoa, Rotifera, Eurotatoria, Philodinida, Philodinidae. The record is from the annotation of a GenBank genome assembly.